CUACCCCCCGGGCUAUCGGAAGGUACUACAAGCCUUGUCCACUAGUCUGCCGCAGGGCCUUUACCUGAAUCCAACUGAGUGCCAAGCAGAGGGUCAUCGGUUGACGGGUGCCAUUUUUAGAGUCUAUGUUAUAACUUGACCGGGGGGGGGGGGGAAUACUCUUUAACCACAAAGGCCAUUGAGCUGGUUUUUGUUUACCUACUGAAAACGUUCAGAUCUAGAUUAAGUGUCAAGAGGGAGGGACUAGAGAUUGUUUCUAGACGUUAAUUUAGUUAUUGUGUCUGUCCCUGGUUAGGCCUGCCUGGACAGCUGUCCCACACUAUGAUCUCAUUCAUCCGGCCAGGCUAAUCUUCUCAACAGCAUCCUCAUCCAGAGGCCAUGUAUCACCCUCUAUUAUGUAACACUCCUACACAAUUUGAUAUCUGUACAAAAGAGUGUACAAUUAAGCAUUGUGUCCUCAGAGGAUUCAACAAGACUGAAAUACUAAGCUGAUCAGAUAAUACCAGAGAUUACAGUAACCUUAAAUCCUUCAUGAACAAUACAAUCAGUUAAGUGCAGGACUGUCAAUCCACUAAUCAAUUUAUCCUCCUUACCAUGUCACACAUUCAUCAAUCAUCUGUUGCGAAAGCCAUUGUUGGCAACACGUUCUACCCUACCAGAAGGUUCCAUCUUACCUCAAGGAGGCUGGAGUUAACACUUUCCCUUCCCAAUUACCAUUCAUGGUUGCAGAAUGGCCUGAGAUGCGUCAGUGUCGUAUCUUUUCCUUCUUAGACGUAUCCAUAAUCAUCUUUCAAGUACCUCAGGUAAGCAAAUCAUGAUCGAACUUGACACUGUGCUUCCUAUGUCAUUCAGGUCCUGCCCCUUACCUGAGUAGGGUAGAGACGAUCUACUCUACAGUGUCUGAACCUGGAUAUCACAGUCAUUGAUAGUUGCUUCACUUUGGUUGUUAAUCCCAUCAACAAAUAAGUAAAUGUACCAUAGGAUUUUUGUGUGUAGGAUUGAUAUACAGUGCAGCAUAGCACCCUGAAUGACUCCAUGAGAUUACAGUUAAUAUUUUGGUGUAAACAUACUGUACAUUGGAUGUAUUGAUUUCUGAUCACAUGAUAUCUCUGGAUGAUUGAUCCGGAGACAGUAAUGAAAUGACAAACAAAUGUUAUCUCAGUGUGGUUAUGAACUGAAGGGAGUUCAAAUCUAGAUGGUCAGAGAUUACCAGUCAUUUUUGCUCUAUUGUGAAUUUGAGUGGCCACUGGGGCUUUUGCCUGUUGAACCUAUUUGUACAGUAAUGAGAUUAGUGGGUUAAUCCAGGAGUCAGGAGGUACAGUACAUGACUAAGGAGGAGAGGAGAGGAGUGUCCAGGGAGUUGUCUUAAUGUCCAGAGCCAUGCUACAGAUCAAUCUACACCUCCUCCUUUCUCUGACACCUUUCAAUGGAGGCAGCCCAGGAUGCUAUAUUCCCAUGGGUCAAAAUAGCUGUUCCUGGUGAGCUACAUGGCACUGGCAGUCCAGAGAUGAGCAUAAUGGAUUCAGUGGAUGGUGUCGUUGCCACACCCUCAUUUACAGAGAUAAUCCAGGCUGAUUAACUGAAGACCCGGGGUGGUGCAGGACUACUAAAGCUUAGAAUGAAAGCAUCUGUGCAGACUGCUGUCUGUGGGCAUGUGGAGUCGUUUUAUGUUGAUGUCUGAAGAUGCUGACGAUCACUAGCUCCACAUCCUUGUUGCUGCAGGUGUAAGUGCUGAUUAUACUUUAUCUUACUAUUUUGAGGUUGCUGUUACUUUGUUUGUUAAUGUGAUUAGGUUUUUAUCUUAGACUAACCUGUGUGUGUGUGUGUCAAGGCACUGCCAUGUCAGUGGAGGUCUGCCUGAGUAUUCCGUCAUCUAGUACUCCACCCUCAGACAAGCAGUGGAGUCCCCUACCUCUUCAUGGAGUCAGUCAUGACCCCCCGGGCGAAGUACACGUUGGUCGGGGAGGUGAUACGUCACGUCAUCCCUUUGCCCACACAGUGCUCCAUAUGGUGUGGAGGUCUGAACUGCAAGUAUGAGAACCCUGACUGCUGGAGCGAGGACAAGCAGGCCAUCAAAGGCCUCUAUUCCUCCUGGGUCACGGAGAACCUACUUGCCAUGGCCAGGCCCUCUACUGUAUUAAUAGAAAAGUACAACAUCAUUGACCAAUUUAAAAGAUGUGGCCUGAAGACUGUGAUAAACCUGCAGAGACCAGGGGAACACGCCAGCUGUGGUCCCAACACACUGGAACCAGAGAGUGGAUUCUCCUACCGACCUGAGGUGUUGAUGGAGAAUGACAUAUAUUUCUAUAACUUUGGAUGGAAUGACUACGGGGUGGCCUCCCUCACAUCCAUCCUGGACAUGGUGAAAGUUAUGUCCUUUGCGAUUCAGGAGGGGAAAAUGGCUGUCCACUGUCAUGCUGGUCUGGGAAGAACAGGUGUGUUGUUAGCGUGUUACCUGGUCUUCGCCACCAGGAUGACCGCUGACCAGGCCAUCGUGUUUGUACGUUCCAAACGUCCCAACUCCAUCCAGACCAGAGGUCAGCUGUAUUGCGUGCGGGAGUUUGCCCAGUUCCUGGUCCCCGUCAGGAGUAUUUUCUCCUGUGCUGAGCCCAGGACUAACCCAGUGACCCUGUCCCAGUUCCUGACCCGCCAGGGACACAUGCUGCACGGCUAUGAGCGCCGGGAGCUCAGGCACCUGCCCAAGAUCAUCCAGGUGAUCUGCAAGCUGCUGCUGGACAUCGCUGAGCACUCUCAGGUCAUCGAGGAGGACAUGCUGGACAUCCCUGACAUGACGGCCGAGGAGGAGAUGGAGUUUGAGCGCUACCGCGACUUUGGCUUCACCAAGGGUAGCUUCGGGGGAGGCAGCAUGGGGGGCCAGCCCCGCUUACCGGGACCCCCAACCAAACACCGACACGCCAACGAACCGGCCCUCUUCUACCACCGCAAGAGCCUGAGCUACAGCGAGUCGGACCUGCAGAGGCUAGGCUGUGAGCUCCAUCUGCUGACCCAACCUCUCUCCAACUCUCUGUCCUCUAGCAACGUGCCUGUGGCCUGUUCUCCCUCCCUGAACUCCCUGCCUAGAACCCUGGCCACAGGCAGCCACGUCACCACCACAUACAGCUCCCAAAAUGGAUCCCUCCCCCAUGGGUCCCUCUGGGAGCAGAAGAGCCUGGCGGAGGGAUCCCCACUCCUAAAGAAGAGUCAGAAAGCCUGCCAGCGCAGCGAGUCCGAGUGCCACCCCAAGCAGAAAACGUUUGGCAGCAUGUUGUUAAGCUGGAAGAAGAAGCAGAGGGAGAAGUUAGCAAACAAUGGGAAUGUGUCUCAGAUAGAGGAGUCAGAGGUGCCCUUCAUCACCAUCCAAACAGAGCUGUCCAAGGAGGCCAGGCGGCAGCUGGUGGCCCAGGCUCUGGCUGUGGAUCUGGAACUGGAUGGAGAGGAGGAGCACAGGGAGAGACUCCACGCCUGGCAGUCCGGGUUAAACAUGGGAGGGGCGUGGGAGAGGCUGUGUACAUUGGAGAAGGACCCAUUUGUGCUCUCUGGGCUCAUGUGGACCUGGCUGGAGCAGCUGAAGGAGCCAGUCAUCUCCGUCAAGGAUGUACAAAAACUGGACCUUAACGACAGUGACCCUGCAAACCCAGAGGCUGUCUUCAAACCACUGGACCAGGUCAGCAGCACUUAUUGCUCCCAGGGAGAUGUUGGUGUGCAUUCUGGACUGUAUGGCUCAUGUUCUCACAAUACCAGAAGAGGUGGAGGCUGCUUUCCUGGAGCGCACCAUCAAGGCUUUCACAAAGAUGGGAAAAUGCUCAGCGGUGUAUCCGGCCUUGGCAGAGAUCCUCAAGCUGGUCCUACAUGACAUGAGGUUUACAGCCAUAGAGGAGGAUGAGGUACCAUUUAUGCCUCCCGUCCCUAUGAUUCUGAUCCCAUAGCCCUGCUGGAUUCUGUUCCAGACCGUCCCUAUGAUGCUGAUCCCAUAGCCCUGCUGGAUUCUGUUCCAGACCGUCCCUAUGAUUCUGAUCCCAUAGCCCUGCUGGAUUCUGUUCCAGACCGUCCCUAUGAUGCUGAUCCCAUAGCCCUGCUGGAUUCUGUUCCAGACCGUCCCUAUGAUUCUGAUCCCAUAGCCCUGCUGGAUUCUGUUCCAGACCGUCCCUAUGCAUAGACUUGUUAUAUAUCAAACAGCCAUAUGUUGUGCCUUCCUGCGCAGUUUGGAUUGUUUUGAAUCCACUGUUUUUGUUAUUUUGUCAUCACAUAUUGUACUUUAAGUGUAUUGUAUAUAAACGAUUACUUGUUUACCUCAAUAUUGUACAAUUUACAAUGCAGACCCAAGGAAAUGCAGUUUAUUUGAGAGUUUAAAAUUAAAGUGUCAGUUUGAUUUUGUUAAGCAGAUCAAGGUGGAGUAUUUGUUACAGUAUAUGCCUUAAAUACUUUUAGUUAUAUUGAACAUGUAACAUCCAACACAGGAAUUGAAAUACUUCAUCUCCACAUAAAGCCAGCUCAGUGACUAUCACCAUCCCUGUACAGAAAUGUGGUAUUACACAAAAAUAAAGUAUAAUGGCACAGUAAA
This is a messenger RNA of Coregonus clupeaformis (lake whitefish), 4561 nucleotides long. Its product is annotated as protein tyrosine phosphatase domain-containing protein 1. The record is from RefSeq and is a predicted model, not a curated record. NCBI's taxonomy places the organism in Eukaryota, Metazoa, Chordata, Actinopteri, Salmoniformes, Salmonidae. The transcript is spliced from 9 exons. Gene Ontology annotation, molecular function: protein tyrosine/serine/threonine phosphatase activity. The coding region runs from base 1919 to 3853 and encodes 644 amino acids. Gene Ontology annotation, biological process: protein dephosphorylation; cilium assembly.